AUGAAGAAAUACUCGGUCCUGGGCAACAAGAAGAAAGUGACCAUGGAGACGAACACCAGCCGAUUGAAGGUAGUCGGAAACAAUUGCAUAGUCCGUGUCACAACCAAUCAGGGUGACAUCGAGGUGAUCGGGAACGACUGCCGCGUGGAGGUGUCUGACAACUACGGGGUCAUCAACCUGGUAGGCGGCAAUGGGCUGGUGACGAUAAACAAGCGAUGGAGGGGCGACAAGGUGCAGCUGGUGGGGCCCAACUGCCAUGUCAUGGUCGACGGGAAGGACAGGACGGCGCCAUCCUACGAGGCGCAGCUGUCGCCGUUCAGCAAAGACCUGGAUGACGUCAUCGAAUCGAUCUUCACCUUCGUCAUGCGC
This is a messenger RNA of Iphiclides podalirius (scarce swallowtail), 369 nucleotides long. The record is from the annotation of a GenBank genome assembly. Lineage: Eukaryota; Metazoa; Arthropoda; Insecta; Lepidoptera; Papilionidae.